AUGAAGUUUUCUUCUUCUGCCUUCGCUUGGUUCUUUGCCGUCGCUACUGGACAACAGGUUGUUGUGUUGUCGAACAACAAGUCCAGCAGCAAGAUGGUGUGGCGUGAUGAUGACGCCGAUGUUGAUGUUCCUGUGCUCCUGGAUGAAGAGGAGACAGGACUUGUUGAAGUCCCGUUCGAGUUGGUAGAACUCGAACAGGCGGUUCUUGUGGAUGUUGUCGCGUGGCGCGGAACACCACUGGAACUUGCUCCUUCUGGAAGCUUUGAGCUUCCGCCUCACCAUAAAUUGACCAUGACCGAGGAGAAGAAGGACGGACAGUCGCCAGCGAAAGCGACGACAGUGUCCUUAGAUACUAUAGAUAUGAUGACAACGCCCAUAGAAAACGUGGCCAACAACCCCAUCAACAACCCCAUCAAUGACGCCGAUCAAAAGGUGCUCAUGAUGUUCCAGCCUCACCACAAGAAUGUCGAUGGUGACACAGUGUGCGUUGGCGGUGCCGAAUUUCCGCUUUACAACACCAUCAGCACUCCAGCUCAAGUUGCCGCACGACGAUUCGUGAAGGCUGUCCGCCCACUCAAGGCAGCCACCACCACCACCGUCGUCGUCGUAGUCGAGACUGUUGUAGAGGACGACAAUGACAUUGCAGAUGAGAAGAUGGUGAAGACUUCUUCUGCCGCUGAUGCAUACGGCCCUGGUGCAAUUGUCCUUUACAUUGCUCCCAGUGUCCAACAACACACCACCGUCGUAGUCGAGACUGUUGCAGAGGACGACGAUGACAUUGAAGAUGACUUCUCGCUUCCUUCUAUGACUGAUGAACAGGAUGCGUUCUUUGCUCAAGAACUUGCAAAGUAUGUCGAACAACAACAACCACAACCCGUCGAGACUGAGGAAGAGAACGACCAACAACAACAACAACCACAACCCGUCGAGACUGAGAAAGAGAACGACCAACAACAACCACAACCCGUCGAGACUGAGGAAGAGAACGACCAGCAACCUUGCGUGGUGAUUGAGAACUUGCCGGAAGACAUGCCGCACUCAAUCAAAUGCUGGACAGGUGACAACGCAUGCUACAAUAGCUGCUGGGUUGAAGUUUCUGAGAUGACAAGUGUGUUGUCGGAGGACGAGUCACUGGAAGAGUUGUUUGUCGAUGUCGUGGUGAAGGACAACAAUCAACAAGCCGACAAUGUUGAGGAGGACAAUGUUGUGGAGGACAAUGUUGUGGAGGAUUGCGAUGAGUUUUCCCUGACUGCCGAAGAAAUUGCGUUCAUUGAACGAUACGAAGCCAAGCAAGUCGAGACUGUUGAAGAGGACGACAACAUUUUGGGGAAUGAUGACGAUGACGAAAGCAUCGACGAUUUUCCUCUGACCGAUGAAGAGGAAGUCUUCAUUGCUCAGGAACUGGCCAAGCAGAAAGAUCAGACUGAUGAAGAGAAAGAGUUCAUUGCUCAGGUACUGGCCAAGCAGCAAGUCGUUGUAGAGGACGACAACAUUUUGGGAGAUGAUGAAGAUGACGACGAAAGCAUCGAUGAUUUUCCUCUGACCGAUGAAGAGAAAGACUUCAUUGCUCAGGAACUGGCCAAGCAGAAAGAGCCAAUCGUUGUCGAGACUGUUGUAGAGGACGACGACGAAUUCGAAUUGGACGCGAAGGUGGCAUCAACCGAUGAUGGCUACGGUCCUGGGGCAAUGGUGUUGUACUUGCCCCAAGUGAAUGCAUUUGUGGACGACAAUGCGGAACUAGAGGCGGCUUCAAUCGAGGAGCCCGUCCAACAACAAACACAACCACGACGCAGUCCACGGCUGGUAGGAAAGGCUGCAGCUUCCAAGGACAACAAACCCGAGGCGAAAACGGGCAACAACAAAAAGUCAAAGGCAACAACAACAAAGGGCAAGGCGCAAAAGCCCAAGACAGCUCGCAAGAAGCAGUCGACAACCACCACAACAACACCAGCUUCGACUGAACGGCGGACAACUCGAUCCGGACGCCUGGUCAAGCAACCUAACUGGUUCAUUCCAGCAUAAGGCAACAACAAACAAUCUACAACGCCAGCGUCGGACAAUCAUUCAUUUCUUGGAAAUGACAACAAGCAACAACAGCAUUGGACACUCGAUCCAAUGGCUAGUCAACAGCCGACACUCCUUGCAGUAGUCGAGCAACAACAGGUAAGUUCCAACAUUGCUCAUG
This is a messenger RNA of Seminavis robusta, 2185 nucleotides long. The record is from the annotation of a GenBank genome assembly. Lineage: Eukaryota; Bacillariophyta; Bacillariophyceae; Naviculales; Naviculaceae.